Molecule: messenger RNA, 928 nt
Organism: Saimiri boliviensis boliviensis (Bolivian squirrel monkey)
Lineage: Eukaryota; Metazoa; Chordata; Mammalia; Primates; Cebidae
Product: CD209 antigen-like protein 2
Source: RefSeq, a predicted model, not a curated record
AUUUAGGGAGUGAGGCUCACGAGGUGGGAAAUAAGAGCUGUGCUCCCCAGAAGUUCUGGAUAUUGAGGGACAGUCAGGAAACAUGAGUGACUCCAAGGAACCAAGGGCACAGCCACUGGGCCUCUUGGAAGAGGAAGAGCUGAUAACCAGCGGUAUGAAUUUUUUUCCAAGAGACUUUGGAUUCCGACAGACUCGAGGCUACAAGAGCUUAGCAGGGUGUCUGGGCCACACGCCGCUGGUACUGCUGCUCCUCUCCUUCAUGCUCUUCACUGGGCUCCUAGUGGCCAUCCUCAUCCAAGUCUCCAAGAACCCCAGCUCCCAGAGGCAGGAGCAUUCCAUGCAGGAGAUCUCCCAGGAUCUGACCCAGCUGAAGGCUGCGGUGGAACGCCUGUGCCGCCCCUGUCCCUGGGAAUGGACAUUCUUCCAAGGAAACUGUUACUUCAUGUCUAACUCCCAGCGCAACUGGCACGACUCUGUCACCGCCUGCCGGGAAGUGGGGGCCCAGCUCGUCAUAAUCAAAAGUGACGAGGAGCAGAACUUCCUGCAGCUGCAGUCUUCCAGAAGCAACCGCUUGGCCUGGAUGGGACUUUCAGACCUACAUGAGGAAAACACAUGGCAGUGGGUGGAUGGCUCACCUCUGUCACCCAGCCUCAAGCGGUAUUGGAACCAAGGAGAGCCCAACAAUAUCGGGGAGGAAGACUGUGCGGAAUUUAACGGCAAAGGCUGGAACGACGACAGAUGUAGUGUCGCCAAAUUCUGGAUCUGCAAAAAGUCCGCAGCCUCCUGCUCCAGGGAUGAAGGGUGGCUUCUCUCCUCAGUCUCUGCACCCCUGACUGCCCACGCAGCAUAGCCGAGCUUCACCACUUUUCAGCCAGGUUUCCUCCUCUCCAUCCCUGGACCUUCCCCUUCCCCUUUCCCUUCCCCUUCC